AUGAUGUUCCGUAGCAAAUUACAACAGAGUGAUCCACAAUUAGAGCCAAAGAAAUACAAACCGUACAGCCCGUUCCAGAACACCGAAAACAAGUCACAGUAUGUGGUGGCUCGUUUGGAUGAUCUGAACUCGUUAUGGCCUUUAACCUUUGGGCUGGCUUGCUGUGCCGUUGAAAUGAUGCACAUCGCUGGUCCGCGUUACGACAUGGACCGUUUCGGAGUUGUGUUUCGAGCAAGCCCCCGUCAAGCGGAUGUCAUCAUUGUUGCCGGCACACUCACCAACAAAAUGGCCCCUGCUCUGCGUCGGAUCUAUGAUCAAAUGACAUCCCCCAAGUGGACUAUUUCGAUGGGCUCUUGUGCGAAUGGUGGUGGCUAUUACUUUUACUCCUACAGUGUUGUACGAGGAUGCGACCGAGUUUUGCCAGUGGACAUUUACGUACCUGGUUGUCCUCCUUCUGCCGAAUCUCUGAUGUUCUCUAUACUGCAGUUGCAGAAGCGAAUCAAAUAUAUGCACACUCAACAGUCGUGGUACCGAAAAUGA
Molecule: messenger RNA, 540 nt
Organism: Echinostoma caproni
Lineage: Eukaryota; Metazoa; Platyhelminthes; Trematoda; Plagiorchiida; Echinostomatidae
Source: the annotation of a GenBank genome assembly